Messenger RNA from Thamnophis sirtalis, 3144 nucleotides. NCBI's taxonomy places the organism in Eukaryota, Metazoa, Chordata, Lepidosauria, Squamata, Natricidae. The record is from RefSeq and is a predicted model, not a curated record.
CAAUUCAAGGGCAGCGAGACUCCGGCGGCCAGCGAUGGAUUCGGCGGGUUGUCCUUCUACUUUUCAAAUCAAUGGUCAGGUUAAGUCAAGAAUAGUGCUGGAAACAUGUGCUAAGUUGCAGCACGGUGAAAGAAAAUCCCAGUUGGAUAAGAAAUAUCUGUUAAGACCCCAAGUACCUCCAAAACCUGUUCAUCUUCAGCCUGCUGGACAGGAGAAGAUUCCUCCAGCACCAUCUAGGCCUUUACCAGCAGAUCCAAAGUCUUCAAGAACUCAAGUGCCUGAAGUAGAAGCCACACAUGCCUCAGCAGAUAUAAGCAGGCUUAUUGAAAAAUUUGAAGAGAUAAGGCAACCCACACAUGUUGGGCAAAGAAAUCAGAUUAAUUUAGUUUUUAAGAUGGAACAAGAACCAGAUUCUUCUAAACAGCAUUGCCCAAUCGUCUAUGAUUUGGUGGCUUCCAGCACUACAACAAAUGAAAAUAAAGAGUUGGAUGAGAGUGGGCCUAACAUCUUGGGUAGUCCUGAAGGGUCUAAUACAGAUCUAAUGAAAAUCAAAGAACUAAACAUAGAUGACACCACAAACACUGAAGAUUUUACUAAUGUGCCCAUCAGCAAAGCUUCUGUGGCAGUGCACAGCCAUAAGGACACAUCCAUUGAGAUGAAUAGCAAUGACAAAAUCCCUAACAGAGAUAGUGGAAUAGACAGUCCUUCUUGUAAUGUAGCAGGAGAGAAUUUUCCAAACGAGGAAGUUACAGAACAGAAAAAAACAACGGGAACUGCGGAUCUAGUUGAAAUGGACAAUGACAAAAAACCUGUCCUAUUUUCUGCCGGGGAACAGAAGAGAGAUUCUGCUCAGGAUGAAGACAGUGAUAUAGACGAGGGAAGUAGUGAAGAGCCGGAAAUAGCAGACAUCUCCAAGCUGGAAUGUAUAGAUGUUAACAAGUAUUCAGAACCACAAAAGCUGUUUAAUAUUGCAAAUGAACUUCUGCAUACAGAAGAAGCUUAUGUUAAUAGGCUUUAUCUUCUUGAUCAGGUUUUUUGCACUAAAUUGUAUGAGUCGGGAAUUCCACCUGAUGUGGUAACAGGAAUAUUUUCGAAUAUUUCUUCCAUAUAUCGGUUCCAUGAACAGUUUCUCCUUCCUGAACUCAAAACAAGGAUUACAGAUGAGUGGGAUAAAAAUCCAAGGUUAGGAGACAUCCUCCAAAAGCUUGCUCCAUUUCUGAAGAUGUAUGGAGAAUAUGUAAAGAAUUUUGACAGAGCAAUGGAUAUGGUAAACACAUGGAUGCAGAGAUCAUCUCCUUUUAAGGAUGUCAUCCAAAACAUACAGGACAGAAGAAGAAAAGAAAGAUUGGAUUCAGGUUAUUCAAGCAACAAUUGAAAAACAUAAACAGAACAGUGAAACAUUUAGGGCUUUUAAUAACUCCUUUUCUCAAGAGGAUGAGCACUUCCCAGAUUCAUCAAUAGUGAGCACCAGUUCCAUGGAAUCUAUGCCAGGAACAGACAGUAGCAGCAGCACAUCUGCAGGGCCCGAGUGCUGCAGAAAAUCUUCAAAAUCAAAAAGAGAUAAAGAAAAGCAAGCUUGCAAAAGUUGCAGUGAAAGCUUUAACUCCAUUACAAAAAGACGACACCACUGCAAACAGUGUGGGGCAGUUAUCUGUGCCAAAUGUUCUGAAUUUAAAACGCUUGCUGAUAAUAGUCGCCAAAACAGGGUAUGCAAAGAUUGCUUUCAAUUUCCAUCAGCAAACCUGUGCAUCUCAGGGACUGAAGGUGCAGGAGAACAAAGGAAAAAAAUAACCAUGGAGAAACAAAGCAUAUUGGGCUCAGAAAACAGUCUCUUCAGUAGUCACCUCCUGUUUCAUGAGAAAGGAAAGGGUUGGUGUAAAGUGUGGGUCACCAUUCCUAAGACAGAGCCUCUUGUCUUAUAUCUCCAAGGAGAAAACCAGGAUGGACGCAUUCCACGCAGCAUACCCUUGCUGGGAUACGAAGUUGACUUUCCACCUUCUGGUGAAAAGUUUGAAUCAAAAUACGUCUUCAAACUUUGCCAGUCCCAGCAGACAAUAUAUUUCAGUGCUGAAGAUGAAGACUUGCAAAUGAAAUGGAUGGAUAUUCUCACCAAAGCAGCUAAAGGGGACGUUCAUGAUCAGUGUGAGGAAACCAGCAAUCCCUAAUGUCAUUUCAUGUGAUCUUAAUCAUAAUAGGGGAUGGGGGGAGAAAAUCCACCUGAACUCUGAAUAUUCAUGGCACUUUGAAAACACACAUGGCUUUAUAUUUUGGUAUGUCUAUACAGAAACCGCAGUCAUUUCUCCCCCCCCCCCCAUCUUUUUCUUAUUCAUCACAUUUGGUACCAAUUGUCCAACAGCUAUGUCGUUAGUGUGUAUAAAUUGAUGUAGUUGCUAUGAGUGUUCAUAUUGCUAUUAAUGGUAAAGGGCGAAGGGGGGGGAAGCAUUCAUUUUAUCUAAGAUAAUUAGGAAGACAAUGGUUUCCUGUUCCCCUUGACUAUUUACUUUAUUCCUUUCAAUUGCUGUUUCAGUGAAGGAUGUGUAUAGUCUGUUACAGAUGUUCUGCCUCUAAGUAAAAUGUUGUACAAGGGCUUGUGGCUGGCCACUGAUGUGCUACUAUUCUCUGUUUUCUCUUGGAUCUUUUUUAAAUGGUCUCUUCUCUGCCAUAUAUGAUCAAAUGUAAGGGGGCUAUUUCUUUUGUUAACACUGACUUUUCUUGACAGGGUUUUUUUUCACAAGACUGUUUUUAAAGCUAUUGCAGAAGGCAUCUUGAAAGCUGAAAUAUCAGGCAUUUCUAUAUAUUUAUAUAUAAAUAUUUUUCCAUUUUUUGUUUUUUUUACAGUUUUACACUUACUUUUCUUAUUUCUUUAUAUCGCCUCUUUUUUAAUAUAUGCAAGCAAAUGUUUUUAUACUGCAACCUGGGAUGUUGCUGAUCAAUAAACAUUUUGGUACACCCAGGAAGGUAAACAGUUAGCUUUUUUUGAAUAAGGAUUUAUUUAUAUAAUUUGUAAAUAUCAUUUUAAACAUCUUUUUAAAAAUAUGUUCAUAUUACACUUGUAUAAAUUGAAUUUGUUUCCUGUGUCUUUUUUGUUGGCAAAUGUAUUUAUGUAUGCAAAUAAAGCCCAGUUUCACUGAUUCGUGUCCCUGU